Molecule: messenger RNA, 2588 nt
Organism: Doryrhamphus excisus (bluestripe pipefish)
Lineage: Eukaryota; Metazoa; Chordata; Actinopteri; Syngnathiformes; Syngnathidae
Gene: ddc
Product: dopa decarboxylase
Biological process (GO): serotonin biosynthetic process; carboxylic acid metabolic process; amino acid metabolic process
Cellular component (GO): cytoplasm
Molecular function (GO): aromatic-L-amino-acid decarboxylase activity; pyridoxal phosphate binding
Source: RefSeq, a predicted model, not a curated record
CGUCCUCCAUGCCAAUUCACCUCACAGCAACAGCUAAUACAAAUACAGUUGUAAACAUUUGAAAACCACCUGCUAGAGCUUUGAAGCUAAACUUACCAUUCAAAACAGCAAUUUCUUUGUCAAUUCCUGCUCCCUAUUUGGUCUCGUGGCGCUUCCUCAAUUUACAGUGUGGUAAAAAAGUAAAUUUCAAUGAACUCGUUAUUAACCUGUUAGCUCUAACAGUGCUAAUUUGUAUCCAUAAUUCCAAAUGAUGUGAGGAAACGUGUGUGUCAUGGUGUCAUAUCUGGGGAGUUGAAUCAGAGCAUUUAUAUGUGGACCUGGACGAAAUCAAACAAGUUACAGCUAGCAGCAACAUGGAUGCUGAAGAGUUCCGACGUCGAGGGAAGGAGAUGGUGGACUUUGUGGCCGACUAUUUGGAGACCCUGGAACAGCGACCAGUCUAUCCCGACGUGGAACCGGGAUACCUCCAGACCCUGAUCCCGACGGAGGCGCCAGUGGAACCAGAGAGCUACGUGGAUAUAAUGAAAGAUGUGGAGCGAGUCAUAAUGCCAGGGGUGACCCACUGGCACAGUCCAUACUUCUACGCUUACUUCCCGGCAGCUUCCUCCUACCCCGCCUUGUUGGCGGACAUGUUGUCCGGCGCCAUCGGCUGCAUUGGAUUCUCUUGGGCGGCCAGCCCGGCCUGCACGGAGCUGGAGACGGUCAUGCUGGACUGGUUGGGGAAGAUGCUGCAGCUGCCCGACACCUUCAUCGCUGGAACCAGCGGCCAAGGAGGAGGAGUCAUCCAGGGCACAGCCAGCGAGGCGACCCUCAUGUCUUUGCUGGCCGCUCGUUGUAAAGCCGUCCGUCGAAUGCAGUGCAUCCACCCAGAAAUGUCAGAGUCAGACAUCCUCUCCAAACUGGUGGCGUACACCUCGGAGCAGUCUCAUUCGUCAGUGGAGCGUGCGGGUCUCAUCGGAAGCGUGAAGAUGAAGAAAGUCCCGACAGACAACACUUAUGCUGUCACGGGUGAAAGUCUGAAGAAGAUGGUGGAAAAGGACAAAGCGGCGGGACUCAUCCCUUUCUACUUUUGUGCAACGCUUGGUACCACUGGAUCCUGUGCGUUUGACCACAUCACUGAGCUGGGGCCCAUAUGUAAUGAGGAAGACAUGUGGAUGCAUAUUGAUGCUGCGUAUGCUGGAAGUGCAUUUAUCUGUCCCGAAUUUCGUCCCUUGUUGAAUGGUGUAGAGUUUGCAGAUUCCUUCAACAUGAACCCACACAAAUGGCUGUUGGUUAACUUUGACUGCUCCACCAUGUGGGUGAAGAAGAGACAGGACAUCAUUGGUGCCUUCAAGAUCGAACCACUUUAUCUGAGGCAUGAGAACCAGGAGUCAGGUUUGGUGACAGAUUAUAGGCAUUGGCAGAUCCCGCUGGGCAGACGAUUCCGCUCGCUAAAAAUGUGGUUUGUCUUCCGGAUGUACGGGCUCAAAGGACUACAGGCUCAUAUACGCAAGCAAGUGGAGCUGGCCAAGGAGUUUGAGAGUCUCGUACGAGCAGACAAGAGAUUUGAGAUCUGCGCUGAGGUCAUCAUGGGUCUGGUCUGCUUCCGACUCAAGGGCUCCAAUGAGCUGAACCAGAAGCUGCUGAAGAGGAUCACAAAGAACAGAGAGAUCCACUUGGUGCCUUGUCGUCUGUCUGAACGCUUUGUGCUGCGUCUGGCCCUCUGCGCUCGCACCACCGAGUCGCGCCACAUCCAGCAAGCGUGGCGGCACAUCACGCAGUUGACCUUUGAACUCCUGCAAGAAGGUUUUUAGCGACAAGUUGGUGAGCAAGACGCUCCCACGUCAAUGCGGCAUUCUGACAAAUGUUACGAGGCUAAACGUUGCAGACAGGAAAUGUCCUAAAGUACCAAACGCGUUGCAACUCUUAACAAGUUUACAACCUUGAGUUUUGGACCAACAAUUUCAUUUCUAUAAGAAGAUGCAUGCUCCUUAGUGGCACAUUUUAUUUGCAACUUAGACUCAAUGUCUGUCCCGACAGAGCUGUCACUUCUGCUUCCUACGCGUUUAUUUAUUCUCUAUGCAGCUUCUGUCCUGUGUGUCCUAUGGAAAUACAUUUCAUGUGGUCUCUUAUGAAUGUAUUGCUCAGUUAUGUAAGGGUGGAGGGUUUUUGGUUAAUACCUGCAUUAGCGCGAAUUGUAAGACGACCCUUCUGUUUUGGUAAAACAACCCACCCAUCCAAUAGAUCCCCACCCACCCACCCAGAUCCCCACCCACCCAUCCAUCCAUCCAUUAUAAGUAAAUGAUGCAUUGUUUUACUGCAUUGCAUUCUCAGCUGUUGAUUUUUGUCUGAUUCUAUAUCCUUAGAAUGUUCAGAAAGGAUAAACAAACACCGUAUGUGUUCAUGUCUCACAUAAGGAUUGUGGAUGAUGGGAUAAAUUCCAAAAUAUGUUCUCCUUUAACAAUGAAGGGGGAACCACAGCAGCAACACAAAUUGUCCUGUUGUGUUUAUGGAUGCUUCUCUCUGGUGUAUGUGUGUGUGUGUGUGUGUGUGUGUGUGUGUAGGGUGCUUUGUGUUUAUCAGGUUAUUAAAGGCUACUGUUGUCAGCA